Aaosphaeria arxii CBS 175.79 is the source of this 1751-nucleotide messenger RNA. RefSeq names its product MFS general substrate transporter. Gene Ontology annotation, biological process: transmembrane transport. Gene Ontology annotation, molecular function: transmembrane transporter activity. The coding region runs from base 1 to 1428 and encodes 475 amino acids. The record is from RefSeq and is a predicted model, not a curated record. NCBI's taxonomy places the organism in Eukaryota, Fungi, Ascomycota, Dothideomycetes, Pleosporales. The transcript is spliced from 5 exons.
AUGGUGGAUGCUACCAAUACAUCCAGCUUCUUCACUUCUGAGUCGGGAGAUCACCCGCAACAUUUGACACAUACGAGAAAGUUGAUUCUUGUUCUGAUAGUCUGUAAUGGAAUAUUAUGCGUCACAUGCUCUAGCUCCAUUUACACGACCACAUAUGCCCAGAUUGAUGAAGAAUUUAAAUCAGACACGCUGCUAUCCACGGCAGGGCUCUCGUCAUUCGUUUUUGGAAUCGGAUUAGGGCCGUUGAUAACCGGUCCGCUGAGUGAGCAGCAUGGAAGACGCCCGGUCUACUUAAUAUCAUGGAUUUUGUUUAUCAUAUGGACGAUUCCAUCAGCAAUUGGGAAAAAUAUCACCACUUUAAUCAUAACAAGGUUCCUAGCAGGGCUGGCCGGUGGAACGUACCUUUCUGUAGCCGGAGGUACCGUGUCGGACAUCUAUCCAAAAGAUAGAAUCAAGAUUCCCAUGGCUCUUGUCUCCGCGGCAGCCUUUAUUGGCCCAUGCUUAGGCCCUGUACUGGGCGGUUUCAUCAACUAUCACCAAAAUUGGAGAUGGACAUAUUGUUUUAUCUUGAUAUGGGCGGCUCUACUUCUCAUUGCAGUUUUAAUCAUGGUACCUGAGACACAUCGCCGAGUCAGGUCUUCACGCGAGUCAACAUCUGCAGGCAAGAAGGUUAGGGACACAGGUGCAACCGUUGCAGAUCCAGACGUCCGUUCGGAGCAACGUGACAGGCUGCUUCUACUGAGACCAUUGUAUUUACUGCUGUACGAGCCCAUGUGCACUAUUCUCAGCAUCUAUACCGCAAUUCUUCUUGGAAUCCUCUAUUUGUUUUUCGGUGGGAUCCCGAUGAUCGUCCAAGAAUUGUACGGCUUCAACGCCUGGCAGGCUGGACUAACGUUUCUGGGGAUAAUAUGCGGCAUGAUAACGGCGACCGUCGGUAUCAUGAUCUCCACUUACAGCUCUUGUAAGUCACCAGUGUCUAGGUUAGUAUCAACCAAAAAUGGCCAGCCAGAACGACAUCUGCCUCUUGCUAUCUUUGGUAGUAUCCUCAAUCCGUUGGGACUAUUUUGGUUUGCCUGGAGCACAAGGUCGGAUAUUCACUGGAUGCUGCCAAUCACAGGCUCUGCAGUUUUUGGAUGUGGGACAAUCCUUACGUUUUCUGGGAUAUUCACCUAUCUGGUUGAAGCAUAUCAUAUGUAUGCCGCAUCAGUGCUGGCAUCAAAUGGUCUUUUGCGUUGCACGUUUGCAGCAAUAUUUCCAUUGUUUGGAGCAAAGAUGUAUAACAGCCUUGGGUUCACGUGGGCCAACACUGUGCUUGCAUUUAUGACAGUUUUAUUGAUGCCUUUCCCAUAUAUAUUCUUCAUAUUUGGCCAGAGGUUAAGGAUGAAGAGUAAUUUUGCUAGAGGUAGCGAGAUAUUGGGGUGCAGAUAGGCUAGGGAAUUAUCAAACCUUCUACAAACCGUGUAUUUCCUUAGUGUAACUUCCGAUAGCAGCAUUUUGUUCGCAACUUCAGGACAGGAAUGAUACACACAUUUAGACCCAAGCAUCAUGAGCACCAUCGAAAGGAUCUGAUAGCAUUGGCUCUAGGCUGUCUUGAAGGAACAUGUCAAUAUCCAGAGUAUCUCCGAGAGGUGAUUCUUGCAGGUUGGCAACUGCCAACGUGUCGGGAUUCGGGAGGAUGCGCCCUCCAACCUCGCAAACUGCGGGAUCAGGCUCGUUCUCAGUGUAGAUACCGCUAGAUACCCACUGGUCUG